Messenger RNA from Rotaria sordida, 406 nucleotides. NCBI's taxonomy places the organism in Eukaryota, Metazoa, Rotifera, Eurotatoria, Philodinida, Philodinidae. The record is from the annotation of a GenBank genome assembly.
AUCAUUAGGUGAUUAUCAACGAAAUCGACUUGAUCAACAAGUUCUUCAUAUAUUAUUCGUGCAAAUUAUUUGUUAUAUUAUAUUUACAACUCCUCAAUUAUGUAAUUUAGUAUUUAAUACAAUCUUAAUAAUUACUCCUUAUCGGUCGAAUGAUGAAUUAGCUUUUGAAUCAUUUCUUAAUUUUCUAGCGGAAUUGAUGUUAUAUUUGUUUCCAGUUACAUCAUUUUAUUUGUAUACACUUACAUCUCGUACAUUUCGUAAAGAAUUAAUUGAUUUUUUUCGUUUAUUAUUGAUUUAUUGUGGAAGGCAUCAAAUUACACUAACAGAAACUGCUUUAAUUCCUCAUCAUCGUAUGGAAAAUAAUGAAAUAACUGUCAAUGCAUCUGUAGAACCAAUCAACAAAUAA